This is a messenger RNA of Cebus imitator (Panamanian white-faced capuchin), 1794 nucleotides long. It is a transcript of the gene RARRES1, whose product is annotated as retinoic acid receptor responder 1. The record is from RefSeq and is a predicted model, not a curated record. The transcript has 6 exons. Lineage: Eukaryota; Metazoa; Chordata; Mammalia; Primates; Cebidae. Gene Ontology annotation, biological process: negative regulation of cell population proliferation. Bases 274 to 1146 code for a protein of 290 amino acids. Gene Ontology annotation, molecular function: metalloendopeptidase inhibitor activity.
UCCCGCGCGGUCUGGGCCGGAAACACUCGACCCCGCGCCGCGAAGGCGCCGCCGCAUCCUGGCACCAAGCCGCGGCAGCGGGGAGGGGCAGAAAAAGCCCAAGGGCUGAGGGAAGCAUGGAAAGGGCGCGGCCCCAAGGAGAUACCCGCUCGCUCCAGACGUUCGCCCCGGGGGCGGAGGGGAGGGGCCCACCGCGGCCUUAUUUCCGCGAGCACCGGCACCGCCGGCUCCGAGCCCGGGUCUGUCGGGUGUGGAGCCAACUUUCCAGCGUCCAUGCAGCCCCGCCGGCCACCGCCGCCCGCUCCCGGGUCCGGGCCCUGGGGCCCGCGCCCCGCCGCCCCGCUAAUCGCGCUGCUGCUGUUGCUUGUCCCGGUGGUGGCGGCCGCGGAGUCCGAGAGCGCGGAGGACCGGGGGCAGCCCCAGGAUGCGGGGCUUCAGCGCAGGCUCCUGCAGCAGGCGGCGCGCGCGGCGCUGCACUUCUUCAACUUCCGGGCGGGCUCGCCCAGCGCGCUGCGAGUGCUGGCCCAGGUGCAGAAGGGCCGAGCGUGGAUUAAUCCAAAAGAGGGGUGUAAAGUUGACGUGGUCUUCAGCACAGAGCGCUACAACCUGGAGGAAGGUGAGGGACAUUUGGGGAAAUGUUCUGCUCGAGUGCUUUUCAAGAAUCAGAAACCCCGACCAGCUGUUAAUGUAACUUGUACACGGCUCAUUGAGAAAAAGAAAAGACAACAAGAGGAUUACCUGCUUUACAAGCAAAUGAAGCAACUGAAAAACCCCUUGGAGAUAGUCAGCAUACCUGAUAAUCAUGGACAUAUUGAUCCCUCUCUGAGACCCAUCUGGGAUUUGGCUUUCCUUGGAAGCUCUUAUGUGAUGUGGGAAAUGACAACCCAGUUUUCACGCUACUACUUGGCACAGCUCACUAGUGUGAGGCAGUGGAAAACUAAUGAUGAUACAAUUGAUUUUGAUUAUACUGUUCUACUUCAUGAAUUAUCAACACAGGAAAUAAUUCCCUGUCGUAUUCACUUGGUCUGGUACCCUGGCAAACCACUUAAAGUGAAGUACCACUGUCAAGAGCUACAGACACCAGAAGAAGCCUCUGGAACUGAAGAAGGAUCAGCUGUAGCACCAACAGAACUUAGUAAUUUCUAAAAAGAAAAAAUGUUAUUUUUCCAGCUUCUAAACAAGUGACUGUACUAGCAUUUUCCUGGUAAAAUAGCUAAGGUACAGACAUUCUAAUAAUAUGGGAAAGCCUAUGAUUACAAGUAAAAACUCAAAAAUUCAAAGAUGUUGGUUUUUUGUUUGUUUCUCAAUUGGUCUGCUUUAGCUUUUAAAUCUGGAAGCACAUGGACCUGAACUCUGCUCCGUGCUAAAAAGUCACCCUCAGGUUCUUCAGGGUUUCAGCCCUAAAAUGUAAAGCCUGGAUAAUUAGUGUAUGCUGCAAUGGGAUCAGCAUUUUUUUAAAAACUGCAAAAAAUGAUGGUUUCAUCUCUGAAUCUGCAUCUCAUUCUUUUGAACAUAUUAUAGCUAAUAUAUUUUAUGUUGCUAAAUUGCUUCUAUCUAGUAUGUAAACAAUGAUAACAUACUUUCAAUGAAAGUAAAUUGUAGGAAGAAAAUUAACUGUUUAAAAGAAACUGUAUUAUAUUUUAUGAUUUCAAGCAAGUAUUCCUUUUUAAUUUGCUAUCUACUUUUAAAUACAUAUUUACAUUUCUAAAUACUGAAAUGUGUUAAAUGCUCUUGUGGAGAUUUGUAUACAAAGGAAAAACUUGUGCUAAACUGGAAUUAAAUGAAAUGGUAAUA